Molecule: messenger RNA, 2595 nt
Organism: Aspergillus campestris IBT 28561
Lineage: Eukaryota; Fungi; Ascomycota; Eurotiomycetes; Eurotiales; Aspergillaceae
Product: DNA topoisomerase 1
Exons: 6
Coding region: 1-2595 (864 amino acids)
Biological process (GO): DNA replication; DNA topological change; chromosome segregation
Cellular component (GO): nucleolus; chromosome
Molecular function (GO): DNA binding; DNA topoisomerase type I (single strand cut, ATP-independent) activity
Source: RefSeq, a predicted model, not a curated record
AUGAGCUCGUCAGACGAUGAUACCCCGCUUGUGCAGGCCAACGGCCGGUCUUCUGGUAUCUCCAGAGACGUUGCGAUGAAGGACGCAGGGCGUACGAAUGGCAACAUCCACAAGGGCGAUGUGGCGAUGGAAGAUGUGGAUGCAAGCGCCAGCAAGAGGAAAUCGCGAACCAGCGUCGGCCAGAGGAAGUCCUACGCGGAACCCGAAAGCAGUGAGGAUGACCAGCCCUUGAGCAAGCGUCGUCGCACUUCUGUCAAAAAAGAGGAGUCUUCGGAUGACGACGUCCCCUUGGCUAAUGGAAAGAGGACCCCCAAGGCCGCCCAGGCCGCCACCGGCGCAGAAUCCGAUUCCGACGUCCCCAUCGGCAAGAAACUUGCCUCGGAGAAGAAGGCGACCCAGCAACGGGCGACGAAGGAUACCAAGGCUCCCACCAAGGCAACCAAGCCCGCGCCCGCCAAUAACAGGCGGCAGUCGAACGGCGUCAAGAAGGAACCCGUCGAUGACGCGAAGCCGACGGCGAGACGGACUAUGACGAAGAAGAUCAAGGCGGAGCCGGAGUCGUCGAGAUCCACCCCGGCGAAGAGAGGAAGCGCCAAGUCGGCGGCCGUGAAAAAGGAGGAAAGCGAAGAAGCUGAUGACGGCGAGGAAGAGGAAUACAGAUGGUGGGAGGACCCAACGAAGGGCGAUGGCACCAUCAAGUGGACCACCCUCGAGCACAACGGUGUGGUUUUCCCUCCGCCGUAUGAGCCCUUGCCACAGGAUGUCAAAAUGAAGUAUGACGGCAUCCCGGUCACUCUGCAUCCCGAUGCGGAAGAGGUCGCAGGGUUCUUUGGAGGCAUGCUUAACUCGGCCCAUAACGUCGAGAAUCCGGUGUUCCAGAAGAACUUUUUCGCAGACUUCAAGGACAUUCUCAAGAAGACGGGCGGCGCCAAAGAUCCCAAAGGGAACAAGAUCGACAUCAAGGAGUUCUCCAAGUGCGAUUUCCAGCCGAUCUUCGCAUACCACGAGAUGAAACGCCAGGAGAAGCGGAACCUUCCUGCGGCCGAGAAGAAACGCCUCAAGGCCGAGAAAGAUGAAGAAGAAGCGCCGUAUAUGUAUUGCAUGUGGGACGGUCGCAAACAGAGGGUCGGCAACUUCCGUGUCGAACCGCCGUCGCUCUUCCGUGGCCGCGGGGAACACCCCAAGACUGGACGCGUCAAGACCCGCGUUCAGCCGGAACAGAUCACCAUCAACAUCGGCAAGGACGCGCGUGUCCCUCCCCCACCCGAGGGUCAUCGGUGGAAAGAAGUCAAGCAUGACCAGGAAGGGACAUGGCUGGCAAUGUGGCAAGAAAAUAUCAAUGGGAACUACAAAUAUGUUAUGCUUGCCGCGAACUCGGACGUAAAGGGCCAGAGCGACUACAAGAAAUUCGAAAAGGCCCGGGAACUCAAGUACCACAUCGAAAAGAUUCGCAAGGAUUACCGGAAGAACCUGAAGCAUGAGCUGAUGGUUGAGAGGCAGAAGGCCACCGCUGUCUAUCUUAUCGACCAGUUUGCUCUCCGUGCUGGUAAUGAGAAGGGCGAGGAUGAGGCGGAGACGGUCGGAUGCUGUUCGCUGAAAUACGAAAACGUCACCCUGAAGCCGCCAAACAAGGUCGUCUUCGACUUCUUGGGUAAGGACAGUAUCCGCUUCUAUGACGAAGUCGAGGUCGAUGCGCAGGUCUUCAAGAAUCUGAAAAUCUUCAAGAAGCCUCCCAAAAAGGACGGUGAUGAGAUCUUUGAUCGGCUCACUACUUCCGCCCUCAAUAAGCAUCUUUCGGUUUACAUGCCAGGGUUGACGGCCAAGGUGUUCCGUACUUACAACGCUUCCCACACCAUGGGUGAGCUGCUCAAAGACAUGAAGGCCACGGGUAACAACGCCGAGAAGGUGAAGGCCUACAACGAUGCCAACCGUAAGGUGGCUAUCCUGUGUAAUCACAAGCGAACUGUCGCCGCAAGUCACGCCAACUCCAUGGAAAAGAUGACCGAACGGAUCAAGGGGCUUCGCUAUCAGAAGUGGCGUCUGAAGCAGCAGUUGCUGGACUUGGAGCCUACCCUCAAGAAGAAGCGGGGCGCAAAGUAUUUCGAACUGGACGAGGACAUCGACCUCGACUGGAUUAAAGAACACCAAGCUUUCUUGAUUGAAGAGCAGAAGCAGAAGAUUCAGAAGAAGUUCGAGAAGGACAACGAAAAGCUCGUCGCCGAAGGUGAAAAGGAAAUGAAAGCCACUGAACUCAAAACCCGGCUUGAAGUCGUCAAAGACCUCGAGAAGAAGUACAACAAGGAAAACAAGACGGGCAAGGUGGAGGCUGAGGGCAAGGGUCCCACCGUCGACAAGAUUGAUACAAAUAUCGGAAAACUUGAGCAACGGAUCGAGAACAUGGAGCUCCAAGCCCAAGACAAAGAAGAUAACAAGGAGGUGGCUUUGGGAACCUCUAAGAUUAACUACAUCGAUCCCCGUCUUACUGUCGUGUUCAGCAAGAAGUUCGAUGUGCCCAUGGAGAAGUUCUUCUCCAAGUCCUUGCGGGAGAAAUUCGAAUGGGCCAUUAAGUCUGUUGACAAAGACUGGGAGUUCUAA